CUGCCGGAGACUCCGGGUAACGGCAGCUUCGCACGUUACGUCAUAUACUUUUGUUGGAACUAUAAAAGAUAUGCCCCAGGCUAGUAUAUUCAUGGCAUCUGAUAACCACGGUCCCUCGUUGCUUCGCUGGGGUUUUUACGACUUUCAAUCAGCAGAGCACACGCGCAUCCAAAGUCUCAGAAAUGCGGAGUAUCGCAUUUCUGUCGAGCCUCCACAUCAGCAGACCAAUUAGAAAGUCAGUUCACCUUAAAGGCUUUAACCUGAAGAUACGCGUGCCUUCCUCACACAGACGCCUCUAAGCCGGCAGCUGAGGAUUCAGUGUACACCGCUGCUUUGGAAGAGCUAGUCUCUCCAAACACCUUUUAUUAGGACUCUGACUUAAACAAAAGAGGACGCACGCGCAUUUUACUCUGAAAUGCAAAGCUGGCUACUGCUCCUGGUUGUUCUCAUCUUAUCAAAACCACAAGAAGUGAUGGGACUGGGCCACUCUUGCCUCAAAUGGCGUCUCGAUAGCGACGGGCAGACGCGCGCCACGUUCCUGCGCGAGGAGGGGGCGACAGGCGCGCGCGCCUUGUACCUCAGCGUGUGGUCCGCCAGCAUGCGCCCGGUGGGAUGCGAGUUCAACAGCGACCCGGGCGUCACCGAAAGGUACCGCGCUCUCUGCGACGGGACGGAGAGUGCGCAAAAUGCGCCGGGGUUCAACAUCAGCGCGCUGUGGGCUCCGGACGGACCCUGCGCGCGCCUCACCCCCGGUGCGCCGAAGUUUAGCGGGCGCGCACGAAGAGACGGGAGCGAGAGGGGCGCACGGAGGAAACGCGCCUGGAUCCUGCCUGGGACUCUGUGGUGCGGCAGGGGGAGCGAAGCGGUCCGAUAUGAACAGCUAGGAAUGUUUGAGAAUACAGACAGAUGCUGCCGUGAGCACGACCACUGCCUGCACAUCAUCCCCCCUUUCAGGGUGAACUAUGGCGCGUUCAACCCAAACCUCUACGUGGUUUCACACUGCGACUGUGACCAGAGGUUUCGAGAGUGCCUUCUCAGCGUGAAUGACACCAUUUCCAGCAUGGUGGGAUACAGCUUCUUCAACAUUCUGCGGGUUCCCUGCUUUGAGCUCAAACAAAAGAGGCGAUGCACUGAGAUGUACUGGUGGGGAAUAUGCAAAGUAGCCAAGGAAGCUCCGUAUGCGGUCUUCAAACCCUCUCGCCCUUACAACGCGUCUGAUACCGAGAGCACUGUUACAUCAGGGGAAAAGACUGACGUCGACAGGUCACCCCAUGCCACUGAGCAGCCUGCGACCAGCCUCCACAAAAGGUCACCUAAAGGUCAACAUAGAUGUGGCUCCAGAGGCCGGCCCAGGGGAGACACUUUUCACCAGAGAAGAACGAAAGGGGAACCAUGUAAAAGACAGCCUCCAGUGGCGCCGUCUCAAACGCCCACCAUAAGGUCAAAAAUCCCCACCCUCUCUAUGAACACGGGUCAUUUAAAUGUUUCCAAAAGCAGAGAACUGACAACAAAUAAGAAGAAAGUUGGAAAAAUGAGGGGCAUCGACAACAGCGCCACAAAAAGCCAAGUUCCACCACAGGCCACGCUCUCUUAUCAACAAAGGUCUAACCCGUCUUCAACACAUCAGCUGCACCUACAGGCAACCGCCACGGUGGCCAGAGCCACUGAAGCGCACGAAAAGGUCUCAAAGCGCAGGCGCUGUUGUAAAUCCAGGAAGCCGGUGAGGGAUGACGCUUCACAGCAACGGUGCAAAAGUUGCUCUGCAGAAGAGACGGCCUCUGACAAAACAGCGGCUACACCUGCGACAGCCACGGAUGCUUCACACGCCAACGUGACAACGCUGAGGGCCCCGCCACACGACACGGCCAAAGAAACACCCGCACAAGCCACACUCUGGGACUCGACUACAUUCACCAGGAACGGAAAGGCCGCUGCCUUCCUGCGUGUGAACGCCAGGUCACAAAAGCAGGUGGAUUUUAAGCUAUCGCAAGAUAAUAUAAGCCAGGAGCCUCUGGGCAGUAGCGGAGCCCAAAGCAGCUACACAGAGAGAAGCCUGAAAGGAAAUGAGUCAUUGCGCAACAUGACAGAUGAUCACUUGAUCUGUGGAAGUCUCAAACAUCUGGAUGAAUGCAAAUAUAAAAUCCCUCCAAUGGAGAAGAGAUAUGAUUUGCAGAACGCGGAGUCCAAGGCUGCCUACCACUGUGACUGCACCAGCCGCUUGGCUGUUGUGUUUGAAGGCUUCAACCAUCUGAGUGUUCUCCCCAUUCUACUGAAGGAUUAUGUCUCUCAGUACUGCUUUAAUCUGCCAAAAGAUAAGAAAUGCCUCGCCAGAGAAAGCUGUUCUGGAGGCUUUGCUGUAGCUUCUGACUUACUCCAAACACUUAAGGAGACAGAGGUAACAGAUGCAACUUGGCGGAGAUAUUCAGACAUCAACAAAAGGAGAGGGUUUCCUGUCCGUCUUUAUAAGCGAUGUCUAAGGCUGGAAAGAGAAGCCUUUUAUUUGAAAAUACAGUAAACCCCUAUGUGCAGCAACAGUUAUGUCUAUACAUUGUGUUACUUUCCUACUACGUUUAGUAGUGUAAUUAAAUAUUGUAAUAUUCUUGUAAGUAAGCCAUGAAUAUGAGUAUAUUUAUAAAGAAGUGUAAUAAAAAUGCAAACUGUCUUAUUAUAAGUAAGAAAAAAUAACUCCACACAUGCUGCAUGUUCCACACUUCUUUGCUGAUUUUCUUUGCUGUGCUUUGCUUUGAUGACUAACAACAUUCCAGUAAUUAUUAACUUAGAUGAGAAAACAGUGAGCGUAACGCUUCAUCUCAUUCAGUGUGCGCCCCAUCUGCCCUCUCUGACGUGGUGUUAUUUGCAAGACAACAGACUGAAAUUGUCAACAUCUGUUGUUUUAAAUAAAUAAAGCCUAUGUUUCCAACUAGA
Messenger RNA from Betta splendens (Siamese fighting fish), 2925 nucleotides. Its product is annotated as group 3 secretory phospholipase A2-like. NCBI's taxonomy places the organism in Eukaryota, Metazoa, Chordata, Actinopteri, Anabantiformes, Osphronemidae. Gene Ontology annotation, biological process: phospholipid metabolic process; arachidonate secretion. The transcript is spliced from 7 exons. Gene Ontology annotation, molecular function: A2-type glycerophospholipase activity. The coding region runs from base 416 to 2515 and encodes 699 amino acids. The record is from RefSeq and is a predicted model, not a curated record.